GUUCAUCAGCUACAACUUGAAUCCUGCUAUCAUCUGGCGGGGUUACCCCGCGAUCUGCACCGCAUCCAUCAAAAAUUGACAGACCAACACGAAAAUGUCCGCAGUUCAUCGACUAGCUUCAAUGGCCAUCACAGUUUUAUUCAAAAGUCAUGCGGGGAUUUCCGAGCAGUCAAUGAGUCAAGUCCUGCAACAAUCCCCUAAGGGAUCAAAUAUUCACACCCAUAGCCGGGGCCAGAUCAAGUAGUAGCAGGAUGGGCAUGCGACAGCUCUCCUUCUCCAUCUGUCAGGCCCACCUCGUGCAGCGCAAGUCUUCUGACACGGACCUCUCUCGGACUCGCCUAAACCUUGUUAGCCAUGCACGGUAUGACUUCAUUUCCGUCGUGGUGAUUCCUUUAUUCCGCCUCAGACAUGAAAGAACGUGGGGUGGCAAGCAGGGCCAUGGCUCUCGGAUUGCCAUGUUCGAGCUCAAGCUUGCUCGGCAAGAUGUCCGAAUUCUGGGCCCUUACGGCUCGCAAUUUCCGACGGAACUAUUGGACAACGCCAACAGAACACUCCUUGCUACCUUGCGAGAGGGUUCGUCUUCUCCGGUUGUCGGCACUAUUAAGCGUGACAUCGGACCCUCUAUCACGUGGAUGAGCUUGUUGUUGAUGUUCCUUCCAUGA
This is a messenger RNA of Aspergillus neoniger CBS 115656, 662 nucleotides long. RefSeq lists its product as uncharacterized. The record is from RefSeq and is a predicted model, not a curated record. The transcript is spliced from 3 exons. Bases 252 to 662 code for a protein of 136 amino acids. Lineage: Eukaryota; Fungi; Ascomycota; Eurotiomycetes; Eurotiales; Aspergillaceae.